Messenger RNA from Larimichthys crocea (large yellow croaker), 2787 nucleotides. RefSeq names its product solute carrier family 34 member 2b (gene slc34a2b). The transcript has 13 exons. Bases 444 to 2363 code for a protein of 639 amino acids. Gene Ontology annotation, cellular component: brush border; vesicle; apical plasma membrane. Gene Ontology annotation, biological process: intracellular phosphate ion homeostasis; sodium-dependent phosphate transport. The record is from RefSeq and is a predicted model, not a curated record. Gene Ontology annotation, molecular function: sodium:phosphate symporter activity. NCBI's taxonomy places the organism in Eukaryota, Metazoa, Chordata, Actinopteri, Sciaenidae.
AUUUAAUGCACUGCCUGUGGCUCAGCCUGCAUACAGGUGCAAACACAUAAAAUAGAUUUUUAUAUCUAUAUAUAGAGAUAUAUAUAUAUAGAGAGAGAUUUUUAUAUACAUAUAUAUUAAUUUUCUGCUCUAACUCUGAUAAACUCCGCUGACAUGACACUGGAUAAGAAGAAUUUCCUGCAUCGACUCUCAGCAUAUCAUCUGUUUUAUCACAGUUUGCCCCACAUACGAGAUGCACCUUACCAGUAAAGCUGUACCGUGCACAGGUGUGCGCGACCUUUGAACCGAGAGCAGGUUGUGUGUAAGAGUGUGUGUGUACGUAUGUGCGCGUGCGCCCGCGGCGCUAUAAAAGCAUCUCUCAGCCUCGAGGUGAGCAACAGGUAACCCAGGUGAAGCCUCCUCCACGCGACUCAGAGCGCUCCGCUGCAGCUUUUCAGAUAGCCAUGGCUCCAAGACCAGAAGCAGGGUCCGAUUCCACCCCUUCCCUGGACGACAACACCUCAACUAAAGAUGUGGCUGUCCUGCCUGCUUACUCUACCGUGGACCUGGUGAAAGAGGAUCCAAAUGAUGAUCCCUGGGAUCUCCCAGAGCUCAAAAACACCGGGGUCAAGUGGUCAGAGCUGGACACAAAAGGGAAGAUUAAGAGAGUGUUGACUGCGAUUUUGAAGAGCGUUCUGCUGCUCGGACUUCUCUACCUGUUUAUUUGCUCGCUGGAUGUUCUCAGCUCUGCUUUCCAGCUAGUCGGAGGCAAAGUUGCCGGUGACAUCUUCCAGGACAAUGUUGUGUUGGCCAACCCUGUGGCUGGGCUAGUGAUCGGGGUGUUAGUCACAGUGCUGGUGCAGAGCUCCAGCACCUCCUCCUCUAUUGUGGUCAGCAUGGUGUCCUCUGGAUUGCUGGACGUCCAGUCUGCUGUGCCGAUCAUCAUGGGUGCCAACAUUGGAACAUCUGUCACCAACACUAUCGUGGCUAUGAUGCAGGCAGGAGAUCGAAAUGAGUUUCGCAGAGCGUUUGCCGGUGCUACAGUCCACGACUUCUUCAACUGGCUGUCUGUGCUCAUCCUUCUGCCCCUGGAAGUAGCCACAGGUGUCCUGUACAAACUCACCAACCUCGUGAUCGAAUCCUUCAACAUCCAAUCCGGAGAGAACGCCCCCGACCUGCUCAACGUCAUCACGGACCCUCUCACAGACUCCAUCAUCCAGCUGGACAAAUCUGUUAUCACCGCCAUUGCCACCGGUGACCCAGCAGCCAAAAACAUGAGUCUGAUCAAAAAAUGGUGCAAGAAAGAGACCAACACGACUUUCUGGAAUGCGACCGUGGACAUCUGCCCUGCCGGCGGGCUCUGCUGGGAAGAAGGAAACCAGACCUGGACACAGAUGAACUCCACUGAGACCAUCUACCUGCAGAAAUGCAAACACCUCUUCGCCAAUGUUAAUUUGCCAGACCUGGCGGUCGGCCUCAUUCUCCUCGCUCUGUCUUUGCUCGUCCUCUGCACCUGCCUCAUCCUCAUCGUCAAGCUGCUCAACUCUAUGCUGCAGGGACAGGUGGCGGUGGUCAUCAAGAAGGUGCUCAACACAGACUUCCCCUUCCCCUUCACUUGGGUUACCGGCUACAUUGCAAUUUUCGUGGGAGCUGGAAUGACCUUCAUUGUACAGAGCAGCUCCGUCUUCACCUCUGCUAUAACUCCUCUCGUUGGUAUCGGUGUCAUUAGCCUUGAGAGAGCCUACCCUUUGACACUGGGCUCAAAUAUUGGUACAACAACCACUGCUAUUCUCGCUGCUAUGGCUAGUCCUGGAGAAACACUAGCCAACUCCUUGCAGAUUGCACUUUGUCAUUUCUUCUUCAACAUCAUGGGUAUCCUGCUGUGGUAUCCAAUCCCCUUCAUGCGGGUGCCCAUCAGGUUGGCCAGAGGGCUUGGAAACCAUACGGCCAAGUACCGCUGGUUUGCCGCCCUCUACCUCAUCCUGUGCUUCCUGGUUAUGCCCGUGACUGUGUUCGGCCUGUCGCUGGCCGGCUGGCAGGUCCUGGUUGGCGUCGGCGUGCCCAUCGUUGUGUUGAUUAUCUUUGUGAUCAUUGUCAAUGUGAUGCAGUCUCGCUGCCCUCGCUACCUGCCCAAGUUGCUCCGCACCUGGGAGUUUUUGCCCAAGCCUCUGCACUCGAUGGCGCCGUGGGACACUGCGGUGACCUCCAUGUUCGGUUUCUGUGGCAACCACUGCUGCUGCUGCUGCAAGAGGUGCAAGUGCUGCAACAAAGAAGACGAGGAAAAGGUGAGCAGGGGCAGCAAGAAGAGUCUGGAGAUGUACGACAAUCCCGCCAUGACAAGAGAUGAAGAUACAAAGGAGGCCGUUAAAGCAACACAGCUUUAAUAUUAUUAAGUUCAGUUUAUAUCUAUAACUAAUACUCAAUGCAAUAACGUAUUUGGAACACACUUGUAAUUUGGUCAUCUCUCAGGUUGUGGUAUGUUCAUGAUUAAGCACUCCCGUCUGUCAACAUAAUGUUGGAGAGUAUGAACAGAAGUGUUGGACAUAUUAUUACAAACCUGCCAUUUCUGUGAUGUUUAUUCUAUGAUGUUUUCAGUUUAUUGUUCAGACUCACUAUCAGCUAUGACAUAACUAUGGGUUGUUCCGAAUUUAUUUUUAUAUUUUUAUGAUAUAUGUUAAGAGGCCUUUGGUUUUAUUUUCAACUUUAAAUUUCACAUGUUUAAUGUAGCAUUUAAAAUAUUUGUUAUCCUUCAGUAUUUAAGACUAUAAUAUUUGUAAAUAAAAAGAAAUUACUAUUUUUAAAGUGCAA